Molecule: messenger RNA, 1755 nt
Organism: Gorilla gorilla gorilla (western lowland gorilla)
Lineage: Eukaryota; Metazoa; Chordata; Mammalia; Primates; Hominidae
Gene: ARGLU1
Product: arginine and glutamate rich 1
Exons: 4
Coding region: 262-1083 (273 amino acids)
Cellular component (GO): mitochondrion; nucleoplasm
Molecular function (GO): cadherin binding
Source: RefSeq, a predicted model, not a curated record
ACGUUUCGCGUAGGGCAUUGUGGGAAGGGCGGCCGGUGCAGCCGCAGCUGCCAUCUUAGGGGCGCCUGGCGCUACGGGUUUCUGGUUGGAGGCGGCCUUCGUGGCAGCCGUAGACAUCGGGAAAAGGCAUAAAGUCCGUUGGCCGACACCUUUCUUUCCUCCGGCCUCGGUAGAACCGCCAACCCGCGUCCGAAGGCGGAGGCGAGGGGAACUGGCCGCGUGAGGGGCCUGAGGCGAGCGGUUAGAGCGUCUCCCGGAAGGAUGGGCCGGUCUCGGAGCCGGAGCUCGUCCCGCUCCAAGCACACCAAGAGCAGCAAGCACAACAAGAAGCGCAGCCGGUCCCGGUCGCGAUCCCGGGACAAGGAGCGCGUGCGGAAGCGUUCCAAAUCUCGGGAAAGUAAACGGAACCGGCGGCGGGAGUCGCGGUCCCGUUCGCGCUCCACCAACACGGCCGUGUCCCGGCGCGAGCGGGACCGGGAGCGCGCCUCGUCCCCGCCCGACCGCAUCGACAUCUUCGGGCGCACGGUGAGCAAGCGCAGCAGCCUGGACGAGAAGCAGAAGCGAGAGGAGGAGGAGAAGAAAGCGGAGUUCGAGCGGCAGCGAAAAAUUCGACAGCAAGAAAUAGAAGAAAAACUCAUCGAGGAAGAAACAGCACGAAGAGUAGAAGAAUUGGUGGCAAAAAGGGUGGAGGAAGAACUGGAGAAAAGGAAGGAUGAAAUUGAACGAGAAGUUCUCCGAAGGGUGGAGGAAGCCAAACGCAUCAUGGAAAAGCAGUUGCUCGAAGAACUCGAGCGACAGAGACAAGCUGAGCUUGCAGCACAAAAAGCUAGAGAGGAGGAAGAACGUGCAAAACGUGAGGAGCUAGAGCGAAUACUGGAAGAGAAUAACCGAAAAAUUGCAGAAGCACAAGCCAAACUGGCCGAAGAACAGUUGAGAAUUGUUGAAGAACAAAGAAAGAUUCAUGAGGAAAGGAUGAAACUAGAACAAGAACGACAACGUCAACAAAAAGAAGAACAAAAAAUUAUCCUGGGCAAGGGGAAGUCCAGGCCAAAACUGUCCUUCUCAUUAAAAACCCAGGAUUAAAUUGCAAACUCUGAACUUUUUACAAAGAAAAAUGGAAAAACUUUGUAUGGUAGCUUCAUGUUGAAGUGGUUUUUUGUUUUUGUUUUUGUUUUUUUAAUUUGUAAAAUCUGGAAAGUUAGCUUGUUCUAAUAGGGGCUAUGCUCUGCAAUUCCCUUUUUUUUUUUUUUUUUUUUCCUUCCACUAAGUCAAAUCCUUAUCAGAUCAUUGUUGUCUUCUAAGGAGUGACGUAUUUUUCACCUGUUUGGAUUCUAUAUUAGUGGUCUGAGGAAGAGCAGAUCACAUUGUAAAACUAUGGAUGGUCUGAUAAGGCUUUUACUGACCCCACUGACUUCAGAGUUAUACUCUGUUUGCUACAUCAUAAUGCUGGUUUUGCUGACUUUUUGUUUUUUUAUAUAUUUAUAAAAAAAGAAAAAGUUGGUGAUUGCAUUGGGAAAUUCCCAGGGUAUUACUGGACCUAUGUGGUGUAUUGUUAAACCAGUGUCCUUGUGAUACUGUUGCUCUUGAUGUUCCUGAUACAGGUAAGGAAACAGUUGGUCAACUCUGAUACAAAGUAUAUAUACAGUUCAGUAUUGUCUCUGUUCAUUUUGUUUUUAUUUCAUUGACAAAAUCAAACCAGCGUUCCCCAUUGUGUAAAUAAAUGAUUUUGCUGAAUAAAGUAAAGUCUUAAAUUCA